Molecule: messenger RNA, 444 nt
Organism: Parastagonospora nodorum SN15
Lineage: Eukaryota; Fungi; Ascomycota; Dothideomycetes; Pleosporales; Phaeosphaeriaceae
Exons: 3
Coding region: 1-444 (147 amino acids)
Source: RefSeq, a predicted model, not a curated record
AUGACCAAGCAUUCCUGUGCUCCUGCGCAGGCGAUGAACAUCAACUACCUACGCCCCAAAGCCAUCCUUGGAGACUUCGGAGACCUUCACACUCGGUGGGGCGUCCUCAUAAGCAACGAAGACUGGCCAUCCGCUACCUGUGACAGCCAACACCACCAUAAAAAAGAGCUCUGGACCAAGCGCCAAGUCCUCGAGACCUUGAUCGGAAUGAAUAUGUACAUCUCCCCGCAUCUCCGAACGUCCAGUCUCAAUCUAUGGCACAACAAGCCAAAACUUAACCUGGCGAUACAUCUAAGAUAUCAUCUAGGUGACGUUAACGAAGUGUACAGCGCUGACAAGGAGUUUUUCGGUUUGGCGGAGAAUUGGUCGGCUGAUGAAUGUGAAGGAGCUGAAGUGGGUGGCGCAGCUGGAAUAGCACGCAAGGGCCAGGGCGGGAGCAUGUAG